Molecule: messenger RNA, 1614 nt
Organism: Penicillium diatomitis
Lineage: Eukaryota; Fungi; Ascomycota; Eurotiomycetes; Eurotiales; Aspergillaceae
Exons: 7
Coding region: 1-1614 (537 amino acids)
Biological process (GO): transmembrane transport
Cellular component (GO): membrane
Molecular function (GO): transmembrane transporter activity
Source: RefSeq, a predicted model, not a curated record
AUGGACGCAUUUUUAGGCCACAAGGCGGAUGCCGCGCACGCUGAACAAAGUGGCGAUGAAGCUGUCUCUUUUGACGGCCACCCAUCUUUGACGGGUACUAGCGAUGUCGUCGUCUCAACUCGAGGCACACCCUUUGAGCGAAAAGCUGCGCUGAUCAACCGGGAAAUCGACAAAUUCGGCUUUGGACGUUACCAGCAAUAUAUCUGGACACUCUGCGGGUUUGGCUAUUUUCUCGACCUCGCGUGGGCGCAAGGAGUUGGCUUGAUGGCGUCGGCCGUUUUUCAAGAAAUGAAUGUGCCACCAGAGAGACAGGGCUUGAUCUUUACCUGCUCGAAUGCUGGUCUGGCAGUUGGGGCCUUUACCUUUGGCAUCAUCACCGACAUUAUCGGUCGCAAGUGGGCAUUCAAUCUGACAUGUCUGAUAACAUCCAUUUUUGGCAUGCUCUUGGCUGCGGUGAAGUAUAACUAUGCUGCUAUCUGCGCAAUUUACUUCUUAUCCUGCAUUGGCUUGGGCGGCAACAUUCCCAUCGAUGCCGCAAUCGCCUUGGAGUUCCUACCUCAAAAUCGCCGCUUCCUCGUCUCCCUUUUGGGUAUGUGGCAACCCAUCGGUGUCGUGGUGGCCUCCGCGAUCGCGUUUGGCACGGCAGCCAAGUAUCGAUGCGAUGUCAAGUUACCAGCGUGCAAUGCCCCGGACCUCGGUUCCGGAGAGGCUUGCUGCACUGUCUCCAGCAACAUGGGUUGGCGAUAUGAAGUAAUUAUUAUCGGCAUCAUCACCCUGCUGGUGUUUAUCGUACGGUACUUUAUCUUCACCUUCCACGAGUCGCCGAAAUUCCUCAUCAGCAAAGGUCGGGAUGCAGAUGCCAUCGAGGUGCUUCGCCAAAUUGCCAAAUUUAACAAGGCCCCAAUGCCAACACUCAGCAUUGAAGAAUUCGAGAUCAUCGACACGGAUGAGGAACUUCAUCGGCGUUCGGGCCUCGUCAAGGCGAAGGUGGUACAGAAGUUUACAUUCAUGCGUGGCUUGUUCACGAACAAGAUCCAAUGCAUCAGCUUCUUCCUUUUGGCCGUUACUUACAUGGGCGACUACUGGUCCUUCACGCUGGCCGGAUCUUUCCUGCCAAUCGUUCUUCUCCGCAACAACAUCGGCAGUGGAAUCGAUGUCACCGAGACCUACCGUCAAUAUAUCUAUAUUUAUCUUCCCGGAAUAAUUGGUGCAGUCUUUGCCGUCUUUUCCGUUCAGCUUCCGCUCAUCGGUCGGAAGUGGUCGCUUGUGAUCUCGGCAGUCUUGCAGGGAAUAUCGAUGGCGAUGUACACGCAGGUCAGAAACACGGCUGGAUACGUUGGUCUGAAUGCAUUGGAGUACAUCAUGCAAACGUACUUUAACGCGGUGCUGUACGCUUCGGCACCCGAAAUCUUCGAAACCACUUACCGCGCCAGCGCAAGUGGAAUGCUCUCUUGCAUGGGUCGUAUCGCGGGUAUUGUCGCGCCUAUUGCCGGUCAAUCUUUGAUUGCCAAGGGCACUUCCGGUGUGCUGUGGCUCGGGGCUGGCGGAAUCUGGCUCUCGGCGGUGCUGAUGUGUUUCCUGCCCGUGGAGAUGCGAUCGCGGCAAAUGUAUUAG